AGGCAUUGUUGUUAGCUCACAUGCUAACACUAGCCAGUUGUCAUCACGGAAUACGGGAGAGACCUGUUGUCUGGAGCAGAGGGGGGGGGGUGCUCUGUAGUGUGAUGUGUGUGUAACAAAGAGUUGUCCUGUCAGCAGCGGGACUCGUCUUCACCUCAGCCCCUGUUUGCCUCCUCCGAUCCGGGGCUGCUGUUGUGUUGUUCUCCCUCCGGUGUGUAGACACGGUGCACAGCCGCAGAUCUGUCACCAUCCGCCGGGUAACGGUGGACACUAGAAGCCCGUGAUGUUCAACCCCCACAUCCACCAGCAGCAGCAGCAGCAGCAGCAGCAGUUCCACCAGCACCUGCGGCAGCUGCAGCAACUUUUCCAGCAGCAGCCUCCGCCUCCUCCUCCUCCGCAGCCGCCUCCGGGCCAUCAUGUCGCCCAUCACCACCACCAGAACCAGCGAGCCCUUACCGUGCCUUCCCAGACAGCCAAUCCUCAAAGGAUGGUCAACCUCUGCCAGGCAACCCAGACAAACCUCCUCGCCCCCAAUCCCAUGCUUCAGGGGGCCUUACUGAUGCAGCAGAUGCAGGGUAACAUGCGUGGCUAUGGGAUGGGUGGGCAGCAGUUCCAUCAGUUCUUCGCUGCAGGGGCCAGGUCGUCUCUGCUGGGGCCGGUUCCCAUGGGCAUGGCCAUGAAGUCGCCCAUGAUGGGUUACCCAGCUGCACGAUCAUUUCAUCCACACGCUCGCUACUACAACAAUAACAGCAACACCGCCACCAUCACAACUGCAGCUCCUUCUACAGCCUCCUCCUCCUCUUCAUCCAUCACCACAGACAUCAUCGCUCGCCAGCCAGACAGGAAGCAGGAUGGCGAGCAGAUUGCAGCAGGAAGCACAGAAGCUGAACCAGCAGCUAGCAGCACCAGUGAUGCCCAUGAUAAGUCUGAAACAGAUGGUGAGGUGGGAGAAGUCGAUGGUGCCACACAGAUAUUGGAUGAGGAACUUGACGGACCGGCUGCGAAAAAGCCUAGAACAGAGGAGCCAGAGACGAUCGUUUCAGAUGCAGAUGCAGAUGCAGAGCUUCUGUCUUCAGAGAAUAACAGCAACACCGAGAACCAGAAUGAAGAUUGCGUCAUUCUGGAAGAAGGAUGCUCUACGGGGGAAUCAGAUGUUGUUGAGAUGGUGGAGAGCAGAGCUGAUGAGGUGAAGACAUGUUUAUCUGCCCCGUCACCAUCUGGCGGGCUGAAUGAAGAUGACCAGCAGGUUAAUUUACCCUCAGAGGAGAUGUCACAGGGAAAAGACGAGUCCCUGUGUUCACCGGGCAACCUGGACGAAGGGGAGGAGGGUGUAGCGGACAGCACCAACAAGUUCUACUGCUACCUCUGCAGCAUCACCUGCCACAGCCAGCAAAACUUCAGGAGUCAUAUGAACAGUGUAAACCACCAGCAGAGGAUGAUGGAGAUCCAACACAUGAGCAACGCCUGUCUGGUCACACUACUGCCCCGGGUGCAGGAGUCUCUACAGGGAGCAGUCCAAGAUGGAGAGAAAAAAGCCGACUUGAAGCGUUGGUGUGCCACCUGUCACACCCACUUCACCACUGACGUCACGGACCACCGUCGCACCGAGGAGCACAAACUCGCCAGUAGAACCGCCAUCUCCUCCUGCAUGGUCUGCAAGAAACACUUCGGGAACGCUCAGAUUUUUGUGGAGCACUUGCAGUCCCAAGAGCACAAACACAAAAUGGAGAAGCUCCAGGAAAAAGACGGCUGUGAGGGCUUGGCCAAGCUGACUGCCAUGGACACAGAAGGCUUUUCCCUGGAAGGGGAGCAGAACAGUGAAGUUGAAGAGGAAGAGGAAAGGCAGAGGAAUGAAGAAGACCCAGAUUCCUCUGAGAAGCAGGACGACUGGUCAUCCCCUAAGGAGGUGACUCUAAAGAACAUGGCCAGCGAAGAGCAGUAUGACCCCGACACAGUCUAUGGAUCCAGUUUCUUUGUUCCAGUGGCAGGUUUCAUUUGCAGACUCUGCAACAAGUUCUACCACUUUGAAUCUUCUGCCCUACACACCCACUGCAAAUCACUGACGCACUUUGAGAACCUCAAGAGGUCCAGAUCUUUGCUCAGUAAGAAGGAGGAAGCUGUUAGAGAACGUCUCCUCGCUGCAGACAGCCUCAGACCUGUAAAAGAAAACACCACAGACUUGUCAGAAGAAAAUUCUCUCUCAGAUGACACUGGUUCAGUGACAAACUCCACACAGCCCAAAAUUACACUGACAGAGACAGAAAACCAGCAGAAUGAGAAUGAACCGGAACCCGACCCAACAUCAAAUGACACCAUCACCACCUCAGCGACCUGCGCUGGCAGCACAGACGAAGACCUCCCCCUCCACAGCCAAGAGGAAGAGAGCUCAGCCCAGGCGUCUGUGCUCCAGGAGAGUCCUGCUGAGCUGUCUGCUGAAAGCAGAGAGGAGCCGGACUCCAUGCAGGCAGCUGUUGCUGAGGAUGUCAAGGAGGAGGAGCAGCUGGAGAUGGAAGCUCCUGCUGUUCCAGGGAAAAAGAACGGCACAGCGAAGGGAAAAACUGCAGCCAAACGCAGGUCAGGGAGGGCAAACAGACGCUGAGACAAGAAGGUGCGGCGUGGAAAGACAGGACACCUGGUGCAGCCUGAACACAGGAUGUGUCAGGGUUUGAAGAGGUGCUUUCAUCAAACAGCGAGACCAAGACGUGCACAGACCAGCCCCUCUCCAUGUUAGAAAAUGAAACGCACACAGAUAAAUAGGAAGAUUGCUGAUGGUGAAUCCCUCUGCUAGGGUGGGAAAUUAACAGCUGGUAUCAAAAGCAUUGAUAGUGAGGUAGAAAAGCACGGUGUUGAGUGUGGUCACAGCCGUGGGAAAUUAAAUAACAUUAAUCAGCAUGAGAUCAUGAUUGAGUCUGAAAGACUCGACCCAAAACACCUGUUCAGUAGUUACACAUUAAUUAAAACUGCAUUCACGUUGCUAGAAAUAAUAAUGACAUUUUAAAACAAGGAAAUCCCCCACUAAGAUAUCCAGCAUACAUAAUUAUUCUUUACAACAUACGGAUAUUCAGUCAGGCUUUGCUUAUGACAUGUGUUCACACUGGAAAAGUUACAUUAGUUAGUAUAUACCCUAACUAAAAAAGUCUAUUGUUUUUAAUUUGGGUUUGAUGGACACUUCUCUGCUACAGCUGCAAAACAACAAAUUGUGGUCUUAAAAACUAAAUUACAGAAAAACAUAGCUUUGUGAACAUCACAGGUUACGGAGAAAUUUAAAUAGUUUUAAAAACAUGCCUUUAUUGUGUUGUUAAAUUGGCAGUGGUGUUUCAAAUGUAUCAUGUCCUAUUAGUGUAUUUCAAUCAGGAUCCCUACAUUGGUGGGAAGGGCUGUCAUUAAAUGUUGUUAUGAGACAUUUAUGGUCCCUGGGAUGAAUCCUAAUUUUGGUUAUCCUCUGCUGCCAGCAUUUACCUGUUAUGUAUCGACCACACAAAUCUAUACAGAGAUUCAUGGUCCCCAGAAGAUCAUCACACUGGGAUUAAUGCCAUUUUUCCAACGACUAGGUUCACAUUUGUGGCUUUGAGAUGAAUUUCCUUGAAAUCACAUACACACACCAGUGAUCCCCUCAAGAUAAACUGUAAUAACUUUGAUGAUGCCUGACUUUUCAUGUAUCACCAUCAUCCCAUUAAACUUGAAAAAACUCAAUACUCGCACACAGAAAAACUUAAUUACAUUUCCUGUACAACUCAGAAGCCAAGCUGUAAACUCACAGCCUUGUUUUGACACUAACAGAAAAACUAGCUUCAGUGUACUUUGACAAUUCUACUCUUAACAAGUAGAAUGAAAGUGGGACAUACUGACUUCAAAUAAUCUAAAUGACGAUUUAAUUAAGACUCUUGCAUACUUUUCUAAACAGACACUUUUCAGUUUGUCCAAUCUACAAUGAAAUAUUAAAAAAAAUGUAACGGCAA
This is a messenger RNA of Limanda limanda (common dab), 3959 nucleotides long. It is a transcript of the gene ciz1a, whose product is annotated as cdkn1a interacting zinc finger protein 1a. Gene Ontology annotation, molecular function: zinc ion binding; nucleic acid binding. The record is from RefSeq and is a predicted model, not a curated record. NCBI's taxonomy places the organism in Eukaryota, Metazoa, Chordata, Actinopteri, Pleuronectiformes, Pleuronectidae. The transcript has 15 exons. Bases 284 to 2599 code for a protein of 771 amino acids. Gene Ontology annotation, cellular component: nucleus.